Molecule: messenger RNA, 4977 nt
Organism: Trypanosoma cruzi
Lineage: Eukaryota; Euglenozoa; Kinetoplastea; Trypanosomatida; Trypanosomatidae
Exons: 1
Coding region: 1-4977 (1658 amino acids)
Source: RefSeq, a predicted model, not a curated record
AUGCGACCUUAUACAAGCAUCAACGAUGAAGAUCAACGCAAUGCUGCAUCCAGAAAAAAACACGAAACUAACAUUACAUUCAGCAAUACAGUAAACCCAAAAAAAACCUCUUCAGAUAAUGAGAAACCGCCCGCGGAGUCUCCUUUCAAGAGCGUGUUUGGAGCACCGUCUUCGACUGCUGCGAAGCCACCCGCGGAGUCUCCUUUCAAGAGCGUGUUUGGAGCACCGUCUUCGACUGAUGCAAAGCCACCCGCGGAGUCUCCUUUCAAGAGCGUGUUUGGAGCACCGUCUUCGACUGAUGCAAAGCCACCCGCGGAGUUAGCUGUGAAGGAGUUGGGAGGCACCUCCUGUGGCAAAAAUGGAGUGUGGAAAUGUUCUCGUUGUGGUAAGGCAAAGGAUCUUUCUGGAGAACAUUUAAAAAAUAAGACUGAAGUACGCUCCGACUGUUGGCCGUGCGCGAGGAAGUCGACAUUCAUACUGGAAAGGGAAAAAUUGUCGGUAUGUGGAAAACAGGAUGUGGAUGAAGAUGAUAACAGAAAGCCCGUGAUCAAUUUAUCUUCAACGUCAGGGGGUGUGAAAGCCGUAGUGGCGUUUGAGCCUCCACGUAUUCCGGUAGAAGCGGAGGAGCAUCUAUUUCUUUUCCCUAAUGUUGGGGACAAAAAGGAGACAAAGGAAUCCGAGAGCAGUUCCUCUUAUAUCUGGAGGUGUCGCGUUUGUGACAAGGUAAAGCCACUAGCCGGACAACACCUGAGCGGAAAGACGGAAGUUAGAAGCGACUGUUGGCCAUGUGCAGCAAAGCGUACCUUCUACCGAACGGCAACUCAAAACACAUUCACUGCGAAGCCACACGCGGAGUCUCCUCUCAAGAACGUGUUUGGAGCACCGUCUUCGACUGCUGCGAAGCCACCCGCGGAGUCUCCUUUCAGGAGCGUGUUUGGAGCACCGUCUUCGACUGCUGCGAAGACACCAGCGGAGUCUCCUUUCAAGAACGUGUUUGGAGCACCGUCUUCGACUGCUGCGAAGCCACCCGCGGAGUCUCCUUUCAAGAACGUGUUUGGAGCACCGUCUUCGACUGCUGCGAAGCCACCAGCGGAGUCUCCUUUCAAGAACGUGUUUGGAGCACCGUCUUCGACUGCUGCGAAGCCACCCGCGGAGUCUCCUUUCAAGAGCGUGUUUGGAGCACCGUCUUCGACUGCUGCGAAGCCACACGCGGAGUCUCCUCUCAAGAGCGUGUUUGGAGCACCGUCUUCGACUGCUGCGAAGCCACACGCGGAGUCUCCUUUCAAGAACGUGUUUGGAGCACCGUCUUCGACUGCUGCGAAGCCACCCGCGGAGUCUCCUUUCAAGAACGUGUUUGGAGCACCGUCUUCGACUGCUGCGAAGCCACACGCGGAGUCUCCUCUCAAGAGCGUGUUUGGAGCACCGUCUUCGACUGCUGCGAAGCCACACGCGGAGUCUCCUCUCAAGAGCGUGUUUGGAGCACCGUCUUCGACUGCUGCGAAGCCACACGCGGAGUCUCCUCUCAAGAGCGUGUUUGGAGCACCGUCUUCGACUGCUGCGAAGCCACACGCGGAGUCUCCUUUCAAGAGCGUGUUUGGAGCACCGUCUUCGACUGAUGCAAAGCCACCCGCGGAGUCUCCUUUCAAGAACGUGUUUGGAGCACCGUCUUCGACUGCUGCGAAGCCACCCGCGGAGUCUCCUUUCAAGAACGUGUUUGGAGCACCGUCUUCGACUGCUGCGAAGCCACCCGCGGAGUCUCCUUUCAAGAACGUGUUUGGAGCACCGUCUUCGACUGCUGCGAAGCCACCCGCGGAGUCUCCUUUCAAGAACGUGUUUGGAGCACCGUCUUCGACUGCUGCGAAGCCACCCGCGGAGUCUCCUUUCAAGAACGUGUUUGGAGCACCGUCUUCGACUGAUGCGAAGCCACACGCGGAGUCUCCUUUCAAGAACGUGUUUGGAGCACCGUCUUCGACUGAUGCGAAGCCACCCGCGGAGUCUCCUCUCAAGAGCGUGUUUGGAGCACCGUCUUCGACUGCUGCGAAGCCACACGCGGAGUCUCCUUUCAAGAACGUGUUUGGAGCACCGUCUUCGACUGCUGCGAAGCCACCCGCGGAGUCUCCUCUCAAGAGCGUGUUUGGAGCACCGUCUUCGACUGAUGCAAAGCCACCCGCGGAGUUAGCUGUGAAGGAGUUGGGAGGCACCUCCUGUGGCAAAAAUGGAGUGUGGAAAUGUUCCCGUUGUGGUAAGGCAAAGGAUCUUUCUGGAGAACAUUUAAAAAAUAAGACUGAAGUACGCUCCGACUGUUGGCCGUGCGCGAGGAAGUCGACAUUCAUACUGGAAAGGGAAAAAUUGUCGGUAUGUGGAAAACAGGAUGUGGAUGAAGAUGAUAACAGAAAGCCCGUGAUCAAUUUAUCUUCAACGUCAGGGGGUGUGAAAGCCGUAGUGGCGUUUGAGCCUCCACGUAUUCCGGUAGAAGCGGAGGAGCAUCUAUUUCUUUUCCCUAAUGUUGGGGACAAAAAGGAGACAAAGGAAUCCGAGAGCAGUUCCUCUUAUAUCUGGAGGUGUCGCGUUUGUGACAAGGUAAAGCCACUAGCCGGACAACACCUGAGCGGAAAGACGGAAGUUAGAAGCGACUGUUGGCCAUGUGCAGCAAAGCGUACCUUCUACCGAACGGCAACUCAAAACACAUUCACUGCGAAGCCACCCGCGGAGUCUCCUCUCAAGAGCGUGUUUGGAGCACCGUCUUCGACUGCUGCGAAGCCACCAGCGGAGUCUCCUUUCAAGAACGUGUUUGGAGCACCGUCUUCGACUGCUGCGAAGCCACCAGCGGAGUCUCCUUUCAAGAACGUGUUUGGAGCACCGUCUUCGACUGCUGCGAAGCCACCCGCGGAGUCUCCUUUCAAGAGCGUGUUUGGAGCACCGUCUUCGACUGAUGCAAAGCCACCCGCGGAGUCUCCUUUCAAGAACGUGUUUGGAGCACCGUCUUCGACUGCUGCGAAGCCACCCGCGGAGUCUCCUUUCAAGAGCGUGUUUGGAGCACCGUCUUCGACUGCUGCGAAGCCACCCGCGGAGUCUCCUCUCAAGAGCGUGUUUGGAGCACCGUCUUCGACUGCUGCGAAGCCACCCGCGGAGUCUCCUUUCAAGAGCGUGUUUGGAGCACCGUCUUCGACUGCUGCGAAGCCACCAGCGGAGUCUCCUUUCAAGAACGUGUUUGGAGCACCGUCUUCGACUGCUGCGAAGCCACCCGCGGAGUCUCCUUUCAAGAACGUGUUUGGAGCACCGUCUUCGACUGCUGCGAAGCCACCAGCGGAGUCUCCUCUCAAGAGCGUGUUUGGAGCACCGUCUUCGACUGCUGCAAAGCCACCAGCGGAGUCUCCUUUCAAGAACGUGUUUGGAGCACCGUCUUCGACUGCUGCGAAGCCACCCGCGGAGUCUCCUUUCAAGAGCGUGUUUGGAGCACCGUCUUCGACUGCUGCGAAGCCACCAGCGGAGUCUCCUUUCAAGAACGUGUUUGGAGCACCGUCUUCGACUGCUGCGAAGCCACCCGCGGAGUCUCCUUUCAAGAGCGUGUUUGGAGCACCGUCUUCGACUGCUGCGAAGCCACCAGCGGAGUCUCCUUUCAAGAACGUGUUUGGAGCACCGUCUUCGACUGCUGCGAAGCCACCCGCGGAGUCUCCUUUCAAGAACGUGUUUGGAGCACCGUCUUCGACUGCUGCGAAGCCACCCGCGGAGUCUCCUUUCAAGAACGUGUUUGGAGCACCGUCUUCGACUGCUGCGAAGCCACCCGCGGAGUCUCCUCUCAAGAGCGUGUUUGGAGCACCGUCUUCGACUGCUGCAAAGCCACCCGCGGAGUCUCCUCUCAAGAGCGUGUUUGGAGCACCGUCUUCGACUGCUGCGAAGCCAACCGCGGAGUCUCCUCUCAAGAGCGUGUUUGGAGCACCGUCUUCGACUGAUGCAAAGCCACCCGCGGAGUCUCCUUUCAAGAACGUGUUUGGAGCACCGUCUUCGACUGCUGCGAAGCCACCCGCGGAGUCUCCUUUCAAGAACGUGUUUGGAGCACCGUCUUCGACUGAUGCGAAGCCACCCGCGGAGUCUCCUCUCAAGAGCGUGUUUGGAGCACCGUCUUCGACUGCUGCAAAGCCACCCGCGGAGUCUCCUUUCAAGAACGUGUUUGGAGAACCGUCUUCGACUGCUGCGAAGCCACCCGCGGAGUCUCCUUUCAAGAACGUGUUUGGAGCACCGUCUUCGACUGCUGCGAAGCCACCCGCGGAGUCUCCUCUCAAGAGCGUGUUUGGAGCACCGUCUUCGACUGCUGCGAAGCCACCCGCGGAGUCUCCUUUCAAGAACGUGUUUGGAGCACCGUCUUCGAAUGCUGCGAGGGUCUCGGAAGAUUCUUCAUUAAGUGUUGUUUCUCACUUGAUGCCAUUUGGUGUCGGUGAUGGCGGGGCUGUCGCUGUGAUUCCUUCAGAGGGUUCAUUUGCAGGGCGCUCUGAAGUUAGUUCGGAUGCAAGUGCUUUUGUUGACCCUAUGAUUCCUUCUGACGACGAUGUUAAUGGGUGUAAUAGUUUGGUUUAUAAAGAAGCUAUGGGAGAAAUGAAUUCCGGUUUUAUGUUUCCUCUUAUUUCUCCGCGCGAUGAUGAUAAGCAAAAUGUGAUAAAGCGUUUGAAGGAGGGUGUUGAGAAAAUAUCUUUUGAUGGAGUGAGAAAUGAGCCUUUAGUUGUGGGCGAUGCCUGCGUUACGUUGAAAAAUUUUGAACAAAUGUUGGUGGCGUUUCGAAGCGACCUUGUUGGUGUCAUUAGAAGUGAGAUUGAGGGAAUUUUUUUUGCUCCUCAAAAUACAGAGGGAGACAAUCACGCUGCAUUGCCAAAAACCACUAGAGAUGAAAUGACUUCUUCAGGUAAAAAGGGAAGUGAGGUUGUGGGGUUCUCUCAAGCGUUGAGGGCGCAUCUUUCUAAUGCGUUUCGCAAGUAUUAUUGA